AUGAGACAUUCUCCUCCGGAAUACUUGUUCGUUGUGAGACAUGGAAGCCGACUAGACGCUGCCGACAAGUCAUGGCAUUUAACAUCUCCGACCCCUUACGAUCCCCCUCUGACCUACGGCGGCUUCCUCCAAGCUCGACGAGUUGGCAACCAAAUAGCAAGCAUACUCGAGCAAGCCAAAGCCGACGACGAAACGCGCCAUACUUCAAAUGGCUCCAGAAAGCGGAAGCGCUUCAAGGUUGUCAUACACAGUUCCCCCUUCCUACGAUGUGUUCAAACCUCCAUUGGCAUCAGCUCUGGACUUACCCAAUUCCUACCCGAUUCCAUGUAUAAUCCGGCCGACUUUAUUUUCCCACGAGCCGUACCACAUACCGAGCCUCAAUUUCAGUUCAAGUCUACUCUCCUGCGGCUUGAUUCCUUCUUGGGAGAAUGGCUGUCACCAGAGUACUUCGAGAUGAUCACACCCCCGCCAGGCCCUGCUCUCAUGCUAGGUGGCGCAAAGGCCGAACUGCUGAGGCGGGAAGAUUACAGCAUUUACGACCUCGUUCCCGAAUCGGAGGCUCCGCGGCCUUCUUCUGGAUCUUUAUGGCAAUCACCAACAUUAAGUCCGGCACAGACUCCGAGAUCUCCCUCAACUGAUAGUGAAGAGUCAAUAAAUAUGUCAGCACUAGGAGCCGCUCUUCCUACACGACCAGAUGUGAAAAGAGGAUAUAUCCCCCCACGGCCUAUCUAUGCCUCGUCAAGUUCCGGGAGUAUUCCAGAGGGCUUCGUUGCUCAUGCAAGAGAUGCCUCUGUAACCGUAGACUAUCAAUGGGACUCAAUGAGGGCACCCCUCGACUUUGGCGACGGAGGCAAAUUUGGGGAGGAGUGGGCAUCUAUGCAUAAGCGGUUCCGGGGAGGCGUAAGAAAACUGGUCAACUGGUAUGCCUCGACGGAGUCUCCAGCAGACUUGGUCCCGACGAAGUCCGCCGAGGACGACGACAGCGGCGCAGAGCAUGAAUCUGACGACGAUGUAGAAACAGUUGUGAUUAUGGUCUCUCAUGGUGCUGGAUGCAAUGCUCUGAUCGGCGCAAUUACUCACCAACCGGUGCUAAUGGACAUUGGCAUCGCAUCCAUUACCAUGGCUUCUCGGAAGCAAAAUUUGGAUUACAAGGAACUGCUGGCUUCAACGCCUCCACCAUCCGAUUCCUCCAAGAAAACCUUAGUAGCAGUUGACAAGAUGUAUGAUAUUCGACUGUCAGCAAGCACGGAGCACUUGCGGCGGUCCAGCCCCUCAACGCCGAUUUCCGCGAGAUCCAACCUCAUGACCAACAUUUGGAACACAAACCAUGGCUCGCGAGGCCGGACCUCAACCCUGUCAAGCAUAGGUGGCCCAGUCAUGAGCCCGUUCACAUAUUCAGAUCCCUUCUCCUCCACUGGUAGUCGCAGCACCUCAGCCAGCGCCGCUUUGCCUCCAAUAGUUCGACGGGCUUCUCAGCGACCGUUGCCAAGAGGUCCCGCUCUCGCCUCGGUGGGAUUUGGCCACGCAGUUGGGUCUUCAAACAUGGGCAAUAGAUCGCCGCCCGCAACAUCGUCAGGAUUUGGCCUCUGGUCGGCUGGCCCGCCGUCAGCUGGACCCUCGUCAUUGCGACUCAUGGACGACGGAAACGAUGAUGUAGAUGACUUUGGCUCCAUACUACCAGACUUUGACCAGAAGCGAUUCAAGAUGAGCUCUCCGACAAAGGUAGAAAGGGAAUCAGAUCUCUCGGCGGAGUCGACUUCAUCAUCAGUGAUAACAGACGACGCACCCACGUUUCCCGAGUUUCCACCAACGAGAGCGGACAAGGUCCAAGACACCCCGACACCACCCAUGUUCGCCGGUCCCAUUAAGCUGCAUACAAAUCUGGGGCCCGAUAAACCUGUAGAGGAAGUGAAGGUGAGGCAGCUUGGAGCAGGGCUCGGCGGUCUCUGGGGCAUUCCUCCGCCACCAGACGAGGCAGAGCGGUUUCGGGAUAUGAGCCACACCAAGCGCCGAUGGACGGUUAAUGAACGAGCCUAG
Molecule: messenger RNA, 2037 nt
Organism: Metarhizium acridum CQMa 102
Lineage: Eukaryota; Fungi; Ascomycota; Sordariomycetes; Hypocreales; Clavicipitaceae
Source: RefSeq, a predicted model, not a curated record